AUGUCUGAGGGCGUGUUCAAUCGGUUCGCUUGCUUCGCUGUGGACGGUGAGAGCUCUCCCAGCGUCGCCGUGCUGUCAGUGGCGGUCGGCGGCACAAGUGGCCAGUCAGGCGUGGGAGGCAUUGAAGCUGUAGGAGGCAUCGUCUGGAGGGCGCCGGAUUUGGAGCAGGGGGAGGAGCAGGGGAAGCAGCGCGGCAGUGGAGGUGCUACAACCGUGGCUGCUGCUUCUCUCACAGUCCCUGCUGAGAGUGCUGAGGCUGCGGACAGUGCUCAGGCUGCUGACAGUGCUGAGGCUGGUAAGGGUGUUGAUUCCGUCGCGGGUGCUGAGUCAGCGACUGCUACCAAGUGUGAAUCCUCCGAGCUUCCCUGUGCUGAUGAUGCUGAGCGUACCACUACCUACCAGAGGAUCGAAUAUGUUGAAGCAGAUAUUGAUGGUACGGAUAUCCUUGUUCACGGCCGCACUUUUAGCAAUGCGGAUGAAGGCGAGUUCUCUGUUGUCAUUGAGGGAGCUUAUAACGAGGAUGAAGGAGAAACGGCAGACAAUACAGAUAAAGCAGGGGAUGUGGUGGGCCCAGGGUUAGGGGACGGGAGAACUGCAGGAGCUGAGGCAGGAGCAGCGUUCAUGCCGAUAGCACUUCUCGCCUUUGUGCUGCCGUCACUCGCUCUCGCCAACAGCACGGGGGAAGCCCACUACUCCGCCCAGCUGCUGAACGCCCGUGGAAUGAGAGGCACUAUAAGCAUAUCCGUUUCAAG
Molecule: messenger RNA, 752 nt
Organism: Closterium sp. Naga37s-1
Lineage: Eukaryota; Viridiplantae; Streptophyta; Zygnematophyceae; Desmidiales; Closteriaceae
Source: the annotation of a GenBank genome assembly